AAGACCACAUGAAAGCAGAAACAAAACACAACCGGAGAAAAGGACAAGUUAGAUUUUUAAUAAAUUAGGAGUAUCAACAUCAACAAUAUAAAGUCUGAUCUAAAAAAUAAAAUCCUCACAAUAAAAAUGCUUAAAAUGAAAACAGCAAAAACACUUAAGAAAACUCCACCAAUUAUUACAGCACCGCCUGCUCGGGAUCUGGACGCAGAAUCCCAAUUCCAACUUGAAUUGUAUUGGUGUGUCCAACAGCUGGAGUUGGCAAUUGCAAAUUCAAAAGUUAUCAAACAACGAGAUGAAAUGAUGAAAAAUAUUAAAACACUUAAAAGUAGCACUGCCCCAGCGGUAAAGAAGCGACAAAUAAUGAAGGCAUCGUUUGGAGAUUACAGGUCUAAGAUGAAGGAAGAAGAAAAGAAAUUGGCUCUGGCAAGCCGUCAAAUUAAGUUCACUGCUAGUUCCGAUGCAUCACAAAAAUCGAGCUUUGUUAAAAAAGCUGCAAUUCUAACUUCAGGGAAAGAUUUCAAGUUUAAUUUUACUCCUGAGACACCUUCAACUGCCGAUACUCAAGAGACUGAAAGUAACAUUGAAAAGAAAGAAUCAUCUAGCACAACAGGUACUACGGCAGCAACGAACAACUUAGACUUCUCAUCUGGAAGUGGUUUCAAAUUUAACUUCGAUAUCGAAAGUACAAACGAACAAAUUGAUUUUGAAAAAUUGUCCAUUAAAAAUUAAAAGAAAAGAUUUUUCAAAUCAUCAAAUUUGUAACUUCGCAUUAAAUUUCUCAAUAAUUGUACUAUAAUUAAAUUUUGUAAAAACCGUUAAA
This is a messenger RNA of Eupeodes corollae, 820 nucleotides long. Its product is annotated as UPF0488 protein CG14286. The transcript is spliced from 3 exons. Lineage: Eukaryota; Metazoa; Arthropoda; Insecta; Diptera; Syrphidae. The record is from RefSeq and is a predicted model, not a curated record. The coding region runs from base 127 to 729 and encodes 200 amino acids.